Messenger RNA from Piliocolobus tephrosceles (Ugandan red Colobus), 964 nucleotides. Its product is annotated as histone H3.Y. Gene Ontology annotation, cellular component: nucleosome. The record is from RefSeq and is a predicted model, not a curated record. Gene Ontology annotation, molecular function: DNA binding; protein heterodimerization activity; structural constituent of chromatin. Bases 306 to 716 code for a protein of 136 amino acids. The transcript has a single exon. Lineage: Eukaryota; Metazoa; Chordata; Mammalia; Primates; Cercopithecidae.
AUCUCCAGUCAGAAAGAGACUGCCUGCGAGGGAGAUUCCUGGUUGCUGCUGUGUAGACCAAGGAAACCCAGGACCCUGUGGGGAGACUCAACAGCCCGGUCUCUGCCCCACAGACCUGAGAGCCGGUGAGUCUGGGGCUGGGUUUGCAGGGACUAAGUGUGUGGGAGAGUCAUGCGCACGGAUCUCAACUCACAGGCUCUCUGCAUCCUGUCCACAGCACCGCUGCCCUCGUUUUCAGACGCCAGCACCGCCUGCAGGAGGCCAGGCUCAGCCCAGGGAGAGCGGAGAGGCUAAGGCCCCCAAACAUGGCGCGCACCAAGCAGACCGCCCGCAAAGCCACCGCCUGGCAGGCCCCCAGGAAGCCCCUGGCCACCAAAGCCCCAGGCAAGAGGUUGCCGCCUAGAGGGGGGAUCAAGAAGCCUCACCGCUACAGGCCUGGCACCCUGGCGCUGCGGGAAAUCAGAAAGUACCAGAAGUCCACGCAGCUGCUCCUGCCCAAGCUGCCCUUCCAGCGCCUGGUGCGCGAGAUCGCCCAGGCCAUCAGCCCGGACCUGCGCUUCCAGAGCGCGGCCAUUGGCGCCCUGCAGGAGGCCAGCGAGGCCUACCUGGUGAGCCUCUUCGAAGACACCAACCUGUGUGCCAUCCAUGCCGGGCGCGUCACAAUGAUGCCCGGAGACAUGCAGCUGGCCCGCCGCAUCCGUGGAGAGGGAGCGUAAGGACCCAAAGGUAGCUAAGCAUAGGAUUGGGAGUGGAAACAGGCAGAAAUCAGGUCUUGGUGGUGGUUCUGUGUGCUUUUGUCAAUGUCUCAUCUACCUUGAGGGUCAUAAGGCACUAGUGUCAAGUGGGAAGUUUCAGUGAGCGAGUUUCAGCGCUUCAACUCUACAUCCAGUUUCAAGAAACCUGUUCAUUUUCACUGGACUACGCCUGUGUUUAGACUACUUCAAACCAAAUAAAUCUCUUCCUG